Cyclopterus lumpus (lumpfish) is the source of this 1428-nucleotide messenger RNA. Its product is annotated as intracellular hyaluronan-binding protein 4-like. The record is from RefSeq and is a predicted model, not a curated record. Gene Ontology annotation, cellular component: nucleus; cytoplasm. Gene Ontology annotation, molecular function: RNA binding. Lineage: Eukaryota; Metazoa; Chordata; Actinopteri; Perciformes; Cyclopteridae. The transcript has 9 exons. The coding region runs from base 109 to 1248 and encodes 379 amino acids. Gene Ontology annotation, biological process: positive regulation of RNA splicing; positive regulation of translational initiation.
AGGUAACUUAGGUUGCAGGGAACAUGCCAGUCAGGGAAUAGACUAACUCGGGAAAUAUAAAAUAAUAACUCAGGGAAUUGAUGCAAAGUCGGUAAAAUAAGGCUAAAAAUGCUCCCGGACGCUUACGGGUGCGCUGUGGCGAACAGGUACGGGGAUCUCCUCGAUGACGAGGCGGACCCUUUCGACCUGAUCAGCAAAGUGGAAAUGGAGAAGGAGAAAAAGAAGAAGAGUCAAGACGGGGAGAAGAAAGGCAAGCAGAAGAAAUCUGGUCAGAAGGAAUCGCAGAAGGAGAGACGCGUUCAUGUUGGGUCGGAAGUUCAAGACCCGGCUCCAGUUCGUCAGCAGCAGGUGCUUCCUGGACCAGUGAAAGAGAGGGCAGAUGGGAGAGAGGAGGCCUAUGGGGGCACAAAGAGAGCUGCCUUUGGGGAGCGUUGGGCCAACAAAGAAGAGUAUCCACAGGAGUUUUCCAUCUCAAGACCAUCCUAUAAUGCAGACUCCGACCCCAGGGGCAGAGGGGGGAACAGAGGUAGGAGAGCAGGAGGAGGUGGAGGUGGAGGUGGAGGAGGAGGAAGAGGUUUUGGUGGUGGUGGUGGAGUAGGAUACUCGAGGAACUCUGACAACUAUGACCUCAGGGGCAAGAGAGAAUAUGAUCGACAAAGCGGAACAGGAAUCUCUCCUGAAGAAAAGAGAGGAGGCAGAGGACCCUGGAACUGGGGCAGUGCUGAAGAAACUGCAAGAAAUGAGUCCAUGGAGGUGAUCCCCCAUACACUCGUCAAAUCUGAGGAGCCUCAAACGCGUGCGAUGGAAGAGAAUCGAGCGAUGGAAGAAGAGAAUGGGGAAGUGCUGGUCCAGGUUGCCAUGGAGAUGACCCUGGACGAGUGGAAGGCUCUGCAGGAGACGAGUCGUCCCAAAGCAGAGUUUAAUAUCCGCAAAUCUGAGAACCAGAUUCCCUCCAAAGCCAAAGUCAUCCACCAGUCAAAGCGCGUGGAGACUGUGAAGGAGGGGACCAUUGAAGAAGUGGAGGAUGAGGGCAACUUCCUCCGCAGGUCUGUGAAUGACAUCACCUCCCUUCUGGACAUCAACUUCGGGAGCCUUGGACGUCCCAGUCGUGGGGGUCGGGGACGGGGAGCAAGAGGUGGCCCGGCUAACCUCCCAGAGAGAGCCAAACCCAUACUGGAGAGGGAAGAUGAUCUGGCUCCAAACCCUGAUGACCCAGAAGACUUCCCAGCACUAUCGUCAGGAAGAUAACUGAAUUAACUUCUGGUUUACCUCCGGUCGAGUUUACAGGCUGCACGACACUUGCUUAAAAAAAAACCACUUCAUGUUUCUGCUGUUCUUGAGGUUUUGGUUUUAUUGUACUUCACUUGUUGUAUUGCACAAAAGACAGUUCAGCAUUUAACUCCUGGAGAAUAAAUGCUUUGGCAAGUU